Messenger RNA from Penicillium macrosclerotiorum, 1470 nucleotides. RefSeq names its product membrane insertase OXA1. Gene Ontology annotation, biological process: mitochondrial respiratory chain complex IV assembly; protein insertion into mitochondrial inner membrane from matrix. Gene Ontology annotation, molecular function: membrane insertase activity. Lineage: Eukaryota; Fungi; Ascomycota; Eurotiomycetes; Eurotiales; Aspergillaceae. The record is from RefSeq and is a predicted model, not a curated record. The transcript is spliced from 3 exons. Gene Ontology annotation, cellular component: mitochondrial inner membrane. Bases 1 to 1470 code for a protein of 489 amino acids.
AUGAUGGGAGCUGCUGGCCUGAAAGGGCCCGGUGGAGCCGCCGUCUUUGCGCGUCAAAGACUAAAUAUGGCCUCUCGAUCUACUCGAUCGAUAUCAACUUUCCGGCCGCAACGCUUCCAGACUCCCGGUCAGAAGAGCCAAUUGACGCUGAAUUCCUCUGGAAUCGCUUCCUGGCGCUCGGCUUCCACUGCAGUCGGCCCUGCUGCCGUUCGUUUCAACUCGACCUCCAAUACGACUCCCGCUCCUUCUCCGGAAACCAACGCACCGGCCGAUGUCAGUGACAUCGGCUUUGACAUCUCCCAAAUCCCGGAAAAGAUCGGAUAUCUCAAGGAGCUUGGACUGGAUUACGGUUGGGGCACAUCGUCAAUGGUUCAGUAUGCGGUCGAGCAUCUCCACAUGUGGACCGGUCUUCCAUGGUGGGCUAGCAUUGUUGGUGUUGGUCUAGCGAUCCGUGUGGCCCUUUUGAAAUCUAUGAUUGAUGCUUCCGACAAUGGCGCCAGGAUGCACAACUCUAGGCCUUUGCUUGAUCCGCUCCGGCGCGAAAUGAUGGUUGCCCAGAAGAAUGGCGAGACUGCCAAGUUCCAAAUGAAGAGGCUAGAGAUGUCCAAGCUUCAUUCCGAUUAUGGCAUCAAACCCUGGAAAUCUUUUGUUCCUAUGUUGCAGAUCCCCUUUGGUUACGGCGUGUUUCGGGUCGUCCGUGGCAUGACCUCUUUGCCAGUACCGGCCUUGCUGGACGAGUCUAUUCUCUGGCUGAAUGACCUGACCGUGUCCGACCCCCUGUACAUCCUGCCAGCCAUCUCAGGAGCUUGCAUGUACUUGACAUUCAAGAAAGGAGGAGAGACUGGAACUAUGGACAUCAUGAAGACCUCUGCCGGUAAAGCGAUGCUGUUCGGCCUUCCGGCAAUCUCGUUUGCUUUUAUGGCAUUCAUGCCGAGCGCGCUUCAGCUCUACUUUUCAACCACUGCCAUUUUCGCAGUCUUUCAAUCUUACGCUAUCAACAACGUCGCCUUCCGCGAAAAGCUGGGUAUGGCAGUUCCCAUCAAUCACCAAGGCAAGAAAGAAGCGAAGUCCAAUUUGGAACGCUUGCAAGAUCGGGUGGCAGGUAUAGAGGACAAGGAGAUUCAGGCCCAAAGUGCUGGAUCAGGAAGUCAGAAAACCAGCAAGUUCGACCAAAUCUAUGACAACGCCGCCAAAUGGGGCAAACAGGCCAAGUUAGACCUUAACGAGAAGCUGCGUGAGGCCUCAGGCCAAGUCACCAAGAAUGCAGACGGUUCGCCUGUGGCCGCACCCCGUCUCACGGCAGCCGAGAAGCGUGAAGCCGAGCUGUAUGAAGCAAAUGCGAAGGCGCGGGAGAUUUACGCCCGGGAGGAGCGGAACCACGCCCGCCGGAGUGGUCAAAUGAGGACACUCGCCAAUGAGAGAAGGAAGGCUGAGGAGUCUCUGAAGAGAUACCAGGCUGCCCGGAAGUAA